Anguilla anguilla (European eel) is the source of this 3116-nucleotide messenger RNA. Its product is annotated as mucolipin-3-like. Gene Ontology annotation, cellular component: lysosomal membrane; plasma membrane. The transcript has 13 exons. The record is from RefSeq and is a predicted model, not a curated record. Lineage: Eukaryota; Metazoa; Chordata; Actinopteri; Anguilliformes; Anguillidae. The coding region runs from base 515 to 2260 and encodes 581 amino acids. Gene Ontology annotation, molecular function: NAADP-sensitive calcium-release channel activity.
UCUCUGAGAUGGAUGUACUAUACGGUUUGUUUGUUUUCUGGGUUCGCUCUGAGAUGGAUGUAGGCUACUGUACUGUGGCAGAGUCAGAGAUGGAAUGUUCCAGAGAGCUGGAGAAUGAAGCCAAACCAGUGUGUGGUGCGGGAAUGACAGGAAUGAGAGAUCUUACUCAGUAGCGUUAUAUCUCCACCGCAAAUCGAUUCUAUAACAGCCGCAAAUUCCCUGACUACAGACACAGAGCAAUGGGGACGCAAUGCACAUUGCUGAAAUUCUGAACAAGGGACUCUCAAACAUUAAGUUUUUUCAUAAUGAUAGUUCAGGAACACAGGACCGGAGCAGAAGGAGAUUUUACGAGAGUUUUGUGGGGAAGGGCAGGAUGAGGCUCUGCAGGAGAGAGCUCCAGGAUGCAGGGAGCUGAACUUAGCAACGGCGGCUCUGUCCAUCAAACUCAGACUCAUAAUAUGGCCACUUUGACAGGAGUAUGGGUCUGACUGGAGCCCGGUUCUGACUGUCAGCGAUGGCCGGGGUGAUCCCGCCCAGAUGGACCGGGCCGGCCCGAACCGCUCUCCCGGGCAGAAGCAACAGGGGGCUGGACUCAGAGGAAGUGGAGCACUUCCGGAGGAAACUCAAGUACUUCUUCAUGAACCCCUGUGACAAGUUCCGGGCGCGAGGGCGGAAACCAUGGAAACUGUGCCUGCAGAUCCUGAAGAUCUGCCUCAUCACCGCACAGCUGGUGUCUUUUGGGCUCAGUAAUCAGAUGAUGGUGACUUUUAAAGAGGAGAACCUGAUGGCUUUCAGACACCUCUUUCUGAAAGGAUACGCUGAUCGCAGGAUGGACACAUAUGCUGUCUAUAGCAGGAGUGAGGUGUACGACCACAUUGACUACAUCAUCCGGCAGUACAUGAACCUGGGGAAUCUCACGGCUGGUAACCAUGCCUAUGAGAAGAGUGGGGGUGUGGCUACACCCCUGUCGCUAUGCCAACAACACUACCGCAACAGCACUAUCUCCCCUGCCAGUGAGUCCUUCCACAUCGACCCCCACGUCGAAACAGAGUGCACGGAUAUUUACCCAGUCCAGCCUCUGACAAACACUCUGAAGGCAAGACAGCAGCUCAACUUCACUCUGGAUUUUAAGAGGCUGGUCUGUGUGAAUGUUUACAUCAAGCUGAAGGCCAUAAACCUGCAGACAGUGAGACACCAGGAGCUGCCCGACUGCUACGUGUUCUCUAUCACUAUCAGCUUCGGUAACAAAGCCCACAGUGGUCAGCUGAGCGUCACAUUGGCUAACGACGUGGGAAUUAACGAGUGCUCGGACUGGAGCGUGUCUGGAGGGCCGGGUAAGAACAUCCAUGAGCUGCUGCUGUUGGACGGGCUCGUCAUCCUGGCGUGUGUGGCCUCGCUGGCGCUGUGCGCCAGGUCCGUCAGCAGCGGGAUUAAGCUGCAGUCUGAAUAUGCUGUGUUUUUCCAAACUCUGCAUGGCAAAAAGGUGUCCUGGUCAGACAGGAUGGAGUUUGUGAAUGGCUGGUACAUCCUCAUCAUCCUCAGCGACUCCUUAACCAUCGCUGGCUCUAUUCUCAAAAUGGAGAUCCAGACCAAGAAUCUGACUAAUUACGACAUCUGCAGCCUCUUCCUGGGAACGGCGACAAUGCUGGUGUGGGUCGGCCUUCUCCGCUAUCUGGGGUUUUUCCAGAAAUACAAUAUUCUCAUCCUCACCAUGAGGGCGGCCUUCCCUCACGUGGUCCAGUUCUGCUGCUGUGCUACCAUCAUCUACCUGGGCUACUGUUUCUGCGGGUGGAUUGUUCUGGGACCUCACCACAAGAAAUUCCAGACGCUGAACACGGUGUCGGAGUGCCUGUUCUCCCUCAUUAACGGGGACGACAUUUUCCACACCUUCAGGCAGCUGCGGCAGAAGGGCUGGCUGGUGUGGCUCUUCAGCAGGGUGUACCUGUACUCCUUCACCUCACUCUUCAUCUACAUGGUCAUCAGCCUCUUCAUCGCCCUUUUCACAGACACAUACGAGACCAUUAAGCAGCAGCAGCAGGCUGGAGUUCAGCAGUCAGAACUGCAGGCCUUUAUAGCAGAAUGCAAAGACCCGCCCAGCUCCAGCAGGUACAAGGCCACGCCCGACCCAGACAGGUACAAGGCCACGCCCGACCCAGACAGGUACAAGGCCACGCCCGACCCAGAGAGGUACAAGGCCACGUCCAGUCUCUGGUUUCUCUGCUGUUGGCUCUGCGCUGAUGAAAAAGGUGUGGGGUGCUAGAAGAGGAUUGAAAGAAGCCCCACUGCCUGUGACAGAGCAGGGCUAUGACACAUUCGCACAAGCGACACACUCACAUGUCUAGCUCCAUCCAGCUCCGUCCAGCUCCAUCCAGCUCCAUCCAGCUCCGUCCAGCUCCAUCCAGCAAAUUCAGAAGCUCUUUAAAAAAGGAAAAAAAAAAAAAACUUACAUAUUACAUAUAAAGAUGCAUAAUGUAUUUAAUAAAAUAUGGAAAAACUUAAGACUUUGUGGAUGUCAAAAUUAAGAAUAAAUCUUUAAUUAAUCGUGUCGCAUAGGAUAAAUGCAUCUGGUAAAUAAAAUGUAAUGAAAUGUAACCUUUAGUUUGGUGCUUGGAACCAGUCCUGUUGUCCUUCCAUAUACUUUUAUAAAUAAUGUAUAUUAUUAUUAUUAUUAUUAUUAUUAUUAUAAUAUCAGAAACGGCUAUUUGUUUUACUAUUGUGGCCUAUACCCUAACUGUACAGUGUUUUGGGUAUUGGAACAGGAAGGAAAGAAGGACUAUCGCGUGUUUCAGACCUCUGUUAUGUAGACAACAGCAGAUUAGAAACUGAAUGUUCAUCCUACUGUCACAGCACCACCAAGUGUCUGAUCUGCGGCGCGUGGGUGGGCUCGGGCUCUUCCCAACAUCUUGGCGCUUCACAACACAAUCUUGAGCUGUAUACGUGCUGUGAUUGGUCGGAGUAACGUGAGCGUUUGCGAAAAGAUGUCUUAAAAUAUGAUUGGCUGGACUAGACUCAGUGAAAAAAAAACCUAUCUGUGGAUUUAUUUGCAAAUCGUGCGGCGAGGAUUGUCUGAAAAAUCCGCAAAUAAAUGAAAGCGUCUGGCGACGCACAAAUAUGAA